UGUGCUUCUGCCCUCGAACAACAACAAACCUCGCUUUAGGAACCUUUGUAUCAGAUUCCUAAAACACUCCAGCCAGACGGCCAAGGAGACCAGCAACACAAAUCAACACAUCCAGAACCAAAAAUGUCUUCACACGCGAGUUUGAGCGCAGCCGCCGACGACCGCAAAGCGCGCCUUGCCAAGCUCAAGUCAUUGAAGCGCAAGCAACCAACGGGAGCAGACGCCGACGACGCGGACAAGGCCGCCGCCGCUCCCCACGAUGACAGCGCCACCGACCAGGCCGUUCCCUCCUCCUCCUCCUCCUCCUCCUCCCACUCCUCCUCCCACGCACCGCCGACCAAGGACGUGGCUCGCAUGCACCUCUCGGGCCGCAACUACGACUUCGAGACCAAGGGCCCCAAGCUCGGCUUCGAGGCGCCCCUCACCCUGGCGCUCGAGCAGCCGACGCUCGAGCAGAAGGCCCAGGACCUCGAGGAGGAGUCGAAGCGGCAGGCGGCCCUCGACGCGCAGAACGACAAGGGCAUCGACCUGUUCAAGCUGCAGCCCAAGAAGCCCAACUGGGACCUGAAGAGGGAGCUGAACGCGCGCAUGGAGGUGCUCAACGUCCGGACCGAGAACGCCAUCGCGCGCCUGGUGCGGGAGAGGCUGGCGGAGAAGAAGGCCGCCUCGGGUGCCGCGCGUGCCGCCGGCGCCGCGGGGAGUAGGGCCGGUGGUGGGGAGCAGCAGCAGCAGCAGGGGGAUGCCGAGGCGGAAGGGAUGCUGGACGGGGCGGCAAUCGUGGAGGGCAUGAGGCAGCGGGAGCGGGAGGAGGAGGAGGAGAACCGGAGGGAGAGGGAGGCGGAGGCGGAAGAGUUUGGGAUGGCUUGAAGAGGGUCAAAGGGGUCUUCUGAUAUGAUGGGGCACAUCGCAUGGACCGGGGGCGUUUUGUUCAUAUGAGGCUGCUUUUCGUCCGGUUGG
Molecule: messenger RNA, 957 nt
Organism: Thermothelomyces thermophilus ATCC 42464
Lineage: Eukaryota; Fungi; Ascomycota; Sordariomycetes; Sordariales; Chaetomiaceae
Exons: 1
Coding region: 124-867 (247 amino acids)
Cellular component (GO): post-mRNA release spliceosomal complex; U2-type spliceosomal complex
Source: RefSeq, a predicted model, not a curated record